AUGUCUGACUCAACUUACCCUCCCGGCCUCCCCCCUUACAUCGUUGUCUUCGGCCCAUCCUCAAACUGUACCCUCGACCUCUGUCCCCUCGAAUACUCCGUCUACCGCUACCGCCCAAGCCUACCCGCUAACAUCACCUUUAUCGCCCUAUACAUCCUCGCCCUCCUAGUCCAUGCCUACCUCGGUUUCUGCUGGAAGCAGAUCUGGUUCAUGGUCUGCAUGAUCCUCGGCUGCCUUAGCGAAAUAGUAGGCUACGUAGGCCGAGUCCUAAUGCAUGGCAACCCCUUCAUGUUUGCCGGCUUCAUGAUUCAAAUCGUCUUCAUCACCUCCGGCCCCAUCUUCUACACCGCUGCAAUCUACAUCACCCUCUCCAAAGCAAUAACCCACUUCUCCCCCUCCCUCUCCCGCAUCCCCCCACGCCUCUACUACUGGAUCUUCAUCCCCGCCGACGUAAUCUGCCUCUUCCUCCAAGCCGGUGGCGGCGCCCUCUCUACCGUCUCCUCUGGCUCAAAUCAAACCGGCAUAGACCUCGCCUUCGCAGGCCUCAUCCUUCAAGUCAUCGUCAUCUUCGCCUUCUGCUUCCUCUUUGCAGACCACAUGCUUCGUUUCUUCCGUCACUCCUCAUCCUCCUCAUUCUCGAAGGGGGGUUAUGUCGGAGUCUCAAAAGCAGUCGCCCUGGCCCCCUGGCGUAUGAAUACCUUCCUCGGAGGCCUAGCCGCUUCCAUCCUCCUCAUCCUCGCCCGUUGCGUCUUUAGGUGCUAUGAGCUAAGGGAGGGAUAUAGCGGCGAGACGCUGUCUGAUGAGGGUCUAUUUAUCGGUCUUGAGGGCGUACUUAUCGUCGUUGCUGUCUUUGCUCUGUGCUUCGGCCACCCUGGCCUCGUUUUUGAUAGGAAGGAUCAGACUGUCAUUAAGGGUCCUGAGAGCGAAAACCAUAGUGGAUCGUCUUAUAGGCUAAUAGACUUAAGAGAGAGCCAUUAG
Molecule: messenger RNA, 978 nt
Organism: Scedosporium apiospermum
Lineage: Eukaryota; Fungi; Ascomycota; Sordariomycetes; Microascales; Microascaceae
Exons: 2
Coding region: 1-978 (325 amino acids)
Cellular component (GO): plasma membrane; fungal-type vacuole
Source: RefSeq, a predicted model, not a curated record